Adelges cooleyi (spruce gall adelgid) is the source of this 1337-nucleotide messenger RNA. Its product is annotated as enoyl-CoA delta isomerase 1, mitochondrial-like. NCBI's taxonomy places the organism in Eukaryota, Metazoa, Arthropoda, Insecta, Hemiptera, Adelgidae. Gene Ontology annotation, cellular component: mitochondrion. Bases 232 to 852 code for a protein of 206 amino acids. Gene Ontology annotation, biological process: fatty acid beta-oxidation. The transcript has 6 exons. The record is from RefSeq and is a predicted model, not a curated record. Gene Ontology annotation, molecular function: enoyl-CoA hydratase activity.
GUUAUCACAAACACGUCGAUUAUAUGCAUAACGUAGACGUAUAUAGUACUCAAUAUAAAUGUUUUUGACGGUCGUUGAUGAAAAAACCGGUAAAUUAUUGUUAUUGUCAUUUAUUUACAAGGCAUAGCCACGGUGACUCUCAACAAACUUCCUGUGAAUACUCUGAACUUGGAAUUUUUAGAAAGUCUACGUGAUCAAAUAAAAAAACUCAAAAAUGAAAACGUCCGAGGAAUGAUAUUAACUUCGGGUUUGAAAAAUGUAUUUUCUGCCGGUUUGGAUUUGAAAGAGUUUCACGAACCCGAUCCUACAAGGUUAGCAAAAUUCUGGUCAACCUUACAAGAAACGUGGAUAGAACUUUAUUUAACACCUUUUCCGACGGCAGCUGUUAUAAAUGGUCACAGUCCAGCGGGAGGUUGCCUGUUGGCUAUGAGUUGCGACUACAGGGUGAUGGUCGAACCCAAAUACACUAUUGGACUCAACGAAACGCAGCUUGGAAUCGUUGCUCCGAAAUGGUUUAUGGAUACCAUGAUCGCGGUGAUCGGCCAAAGGAAUACAGAGAUUUCUUUGGCCACUGGUAAAAUGUACACCGCCCAAGAAGCGUUGAAAAUAGGUCUGAUCGACGACAGUGCGCCCGACCGCGAUAGUGCCCUCGCCAAAGGAGUGGAUUUCUUGAAUAGAUUUAAAAAUAUAUCACAAUGGGCGUUCCGAAGCACCAAAGAAAUGAUCCGUCGACCGACCGUCCAGUGGUUACUUGAUAACAAAAACGAAGACCUUGAAUUUAUCAUGGACUAUAUGCAAUCGUCACGCGUUCAAAAGAGUAUAGGCCUUUAUUUACAGUCCUUAAAAAAAUAAAAUUCUAGUUUAAAAUUCAGACAAUUGUUUAGUUUAAGGGUGAAAAUUUGUGAAAUGUAUAAAAGUGUAAUUAUAAAAUUGGUCGGGAAAAGGUAUCGACAAUAUAGUGUAGUUAUUUAGUGUCUACAGUAGUCUGCCGAAGAAGUAGGAGGGGUUGCUGUAGCCCUAUGAAAAAUUUAGUUGAAAAUAUCCCUCCCCAUAUCACUCUUGUUUAGUGGAAUUAAGUGAAUGUAAUAUUCAAACAUUUAGUAAAUACAAUAUUAUUGAUAUGUAUUGUACCUUAAGAGAUUUUCAAUCCAAAUUUUUGCUCAUGUUCUGAUAAUUUAUUAAGUCAUAUAUUUCUUAAUUUUAAUAUAUAUAUAUAUAUAUAAAUGUCUGAAACUCAACAUUAGAGUAUUUACAUAUUACAAUGCCAUAAGCACAAAACAAAAAUCUAUAUAUUUGUACUAUAGUUUGAGAUACAAUAAACUGAUUAAAUAACACAA